Saccoglossus kowalevskii is the source of this 13814-nucleotide messenger RNA. RefSeq names its product E3 ubiquitin-protein ligase rnf213-alpha-like. The record is from RefSeq and is a predicted model, not a curated record. Gene Ontology annotation, molecular function: ATP hydrolysis activity; ubiquitin-protein transferase activity. Lineage: Eukaryota; Metazoa; Hemichordata; Enteropneusta; Harrimaniidae.
AUGAAGAUUCCAAAGUUUUAUCUUAAAAGGGGAUGUCAGUAUUACUAUGCAUUGAGAAACGGUGAAUAUAACGUUCGGGAAUACAUUCACACCACCACUUCUUAUCAUACAGUUGACAGGUUAUUGAAAUUCGAAGAUCCUAGCGAUGAAAUAUGGAUCUACAAUGACGUAAUUCAUCCUGGAAAACUAGAGUGGUCACGGCAAAAAGAACAUAAUAAUCACAAAGACACACGACGUGAGGACUGUGAACGAGCCAUGUUAGCGAUGCUUCCAAACUGGUCUGGGUUUGUUGUGAAUGGGGAGGAAAACAAGGCUAACGAGGCUUUACAGACAUUCAGAAGAGUGGUACAAGGAAUCACCGAAACCAAAUUGAUGAAAAAUGGCAAGAUAAGCAUCAAACCGGUUAAGAAUAUCCGUAAAGCAAAUAUAAUAACAAAAUGCUUGGAAGAUAAACUUAACUAUUUUGAUGAAAGAAAAGAACUAGCACACUCCAAGCACGAUAUCAUUUCUUCAUUGGCUAUUACUGUAAUAUGCAAUGAGUACAAUAUUUUCGAUAACAAGGAAGAUUGGAGACGUAUAUUAGCUCGGACAUUGUUUCACAGUUGUGAAAUUCGUAAUGAUAUUGACCAACAUUUUGGCAAAAUUAGCGAUGACGCCCGAGCAGCCAUUGUCAAACUGUGUAAUGAUAUGAUCAAGAGAAAGGAAACAGAAUGGGUGUUUACAUUGCCGUUGCUGCACUGUGUAACAUAUAGUUCAAAGUCUACGUCUACUCUGCCAAGUAUAAGUCAACUAUCAGAUCUACAUUGGUGGGGAUUAUCCGGACUAGAUGUUCAAAUGUAUAUUGAAAAAAACUACAAUGAUACCAUAAUGACGCAUUUUGAUGAAAUUGCACAAGCUUUUGCAAUGGAUGACAGUCUACCCAGGAGUAUUGCUUAUCUCGAGAAUUUGCGUGGUACAUCCUUCUCCAAGCUUGUAAACGAUGACAGAUUUCCAACACACCUUGUCUACGUCAAGAUCAAUAACGACAUCAAACAAAACAACGACACGCAUAAAGAGCGUAAAAUGGAGCCAUCCUACAAGUUCGAUGUCCGAAUCAAAAACAUCCUUGGAAUUUUAAAGCGCAGAAAUAUGGACUGCUUUUUAAGCGCUAAUCUAACUGAACAUAAAGAUGAUAUACAAAUAGCACAUGCAAUGUCGAUUCAACUGAUACAUUAUGUGGUGGAUACAAGGUCACUUUCAAAGACGGACAUCCUCUCUCUCGUUGACGCGGCGUCGACUAAUUGUGAUUUGAUUGUCUGCCUACGAAAGUAUCAACAUGAGUGUUUUCAACCAGAACUUGAAGAUAUUGGAAAUUGUGUGGAUAUGAUUGGAAAGUAUUUUGAUUCUACUGAAUCUGAAUCACCAACAAAUACUUCAGCUCGAUGGCAGUCAGUGUUAAAUGACUGGAAUAGACUAGUCGAAAUUAAAUUUGAGGUAAAGGAGAUACAUGAUAGAGUAAUAGAAGCUUUUUACAAAAUGAUACAAAAUCUUCCUGUGAGAGAUAUGUUCGAUAUGUUUUUCUCUUGCGAUCAAUCUAAACGUGGACCACUGCAAUCGAAAAUAGCUUCCAGGGCAAUUGAAAUAUAUAAAGAUAAUAAAGAGAUUGUUAUUGAAAUGUUCCCAUCAAGCGAAGAAUCGUCAAUGACACAUGGUCAGUUUUUCUCAUGCGCUCUUGAGUUAGAUGUACCAGUUGUUGGUAGAAUUCCAGACAAUAAAUUAGUGAAACACCUUUUGACAAGCACAGUACUGUUGCAUUAUAUACAACAUAGUGAUGAAAUACCCACGUUAUAUGAGUCAACACAGAAAAUAGUGCAAGAUGUAAAAAAAGUGAUCAAGAACCAUCAUGAAGAAUGCUUAGAUGGGCAAAUUAAAAUAAAUAUUCUCCGACUAAUCACUCAACAUAAAAGUGAAUGGUCCAAGUUAGUCCAUUGGAGUGUGUCUGGUGAAGAAUUUGUUGAUCCUGAUCAAUAUCUAAGCAUUCGAAAACGGGAACUAGAAGCAGUUGAUAAUUUCCGCAAAAGUCUUAACGAAUUUGACACAUUCACACGGCGAAUAAACUUUACAGGUAAUACAAGUUGUCUAAGCAGUAUUCGAAACGCAUUAACCGGGGAUUGUCUUGAGAAUAGCAGUAUUAAAGAAAUAGUUAGUGUCCAGACAGUUAGUGCCGACAUUGACUCAUCUGAAGCAGCCGCCCCACUUUCAUUCUCAGUGUCUUCCCCAUUGUUCAAUCCAAGUCGUAUCUACGCCAAUGAUAUCACUCCUCAAGUUGUAGAAAUACUUGAAACAACCGGUAGCGCUACAGGGUUCCCACAUGUAUUCAUAAGUAUAUGGGACAUAAUUAGCAUUGAUUAUCCAAGCAAUAUUUUACUUGACGAAUUUGCUGAUCUAUAUUUAGGUGAUAUUAAAAAUGCGCUCAAAAAGUUAAGAAAUCAAUUGAAAUCGAGUGAAAUAGUGUUAGGUGAUGUGUGCAACUAUUUCCAAGCAAUCAAAAAUGACGCAAAUAAAAUAUUGAGUCAAUUGUCCGCACUGCUCUCAAACGAAAUAUCUGACGAAAAACUAAAAAUCAUUCAACACAAGAUUACGUACUGCUUCAAGAUCUUAGAUGUCAGAACUGCAGCGAAAACGGUCAGAAAAUGCCAACAGGAACUUGCGUUGAGAGGUGAAUUUCCAGGACUCAAAGAAAUGUGUGCUGAGAAAAACGAUUUGGAUCAAAUGGAGUUAUCAUUUUUAACUGACGACGUCAUUGCAUCCAUCGAUAAGCUUAUGAAAGUUGACAGUAAAAAGUGUGAAGGUCUGCAAGAAUUUCUGUCAAAUGGGGAAGUAAUACAUUGGUCUAAACGAGUGACUCAAGGAUCAAUCGCUCAACUUCGUCAAUUUAUCAGCCUUAUUUACCAGUGGGUUGACAAACAUGAGAUUCCGAAAGUUAGAACCUACCAAUCCGCUGUAGAAGGAUGUGUGCCGUUGAUGAACGUUCCAGUCGACGCUGAUAUCCAUCAAUUGCUACAGUCAUGUGAAGAAUUAUGGGAGUCUAUUAAAUUGAACCAUACAUUGCUGCAAAACCUAAAAGACAGUAAUGCAAAUAGAAAAUGGUUACAGGAUCUCUGGGAAACACACGUCAAGCCAAGUGAGCAAUGUAAGCGUGUAAUAAAGUCCAUAAAUGAAAGAGGGGUGUAUUACAUUAAACAACUAGAAACACCCUCGAAUCAAAUAUCUGAUUAUAUUGAGCUGCAAAUUCCAGCUGAAGUAGAUGAAACGUAUACAUCUAAAUCCAAUACAAAUACAGAAGUCGUUGCUGGAAACGAUGUGAAAUUAACAUUGCGUGAGAUAAUGGAUUAUCGAGACCGAGUAGCUCUAAUGAUGGCUGACCAAGAUAAAGACAACACCGAUUUUGAGUGGUUUAUUCAAGUGCUAGAUGAGUUGAUGUCAUUGGUUAGUAGUAUUAUCAUUCUUCAAGACGAUGGUAGUGACAUAUUUCAAACAUUCGAAGCCGCGAUUAUUCAUGAAAAUGGAGUAAAUAAGUUUGUCAUACAAAUGGCUGGUGAAAAAUUCAAAGGUACGGGGGCAACAGAUGCAGUAUUAGCAGAGAUGAAUGAGUUCCUUAAGUCAUGUAUUAAAGAGUGGAAGAUGAGAUUAAAAUGCGUACGCGAUUCAUUUUACAACUUAAACCACUUCACAUCAAAACAACUGUGUUUUCUCCGAAAAGAGUUAAAUAACAUACUGGAGCCUAAAGAUGUUAUAGAUGUCCCUGGAAAACGCAUCAUUUCAGAAAAUGCCACUGAAAGCAAGAUUCCCCAAGAAAACACUAACAAGUCAGCAGAUGUCCAUGCCCUGUCGAGUAUGCUAACACACAUUAAUGACACAAUAGACGAUGACAUUUUAUGGAAAAUCGUAAAUGGUUGUAUGAAUCUUGUAAAAGAGAGGCCAGAGUUGCUGAGCCAAGGUGGUAUAUAUCAAACGCAGGACGUUCGACAACUUACAAUAGAAGACGAAAAAGAACGACAUGAGUUUUCACAGUUUAUUGAAACAAUGAUGGAGUUGGAUGAAGUAGAUGAGCGCAUCGCAAAAGCAGCAUUUCAAGCGAGUGAGGGAGACAUAGAAAGAGGACAUGCAUGGUGCCUGACAUGUAAUGAAACACAGCUUCAGGAGAUGCUCACCGAGUUUUGUAAAUCUAAAUUUGCUGACAUAGACGAUUUGAAUACUGGGUCACCUUUACAGGAUGCAACGAGUGACAUAUCAUCGGAAAAAGUCUAUACGAGUCUAUUGGUUAAAAGUCUGUCAGCGUUCUGGAGUAAGAACAUUAACACACAUCAGGGCCAAGUUAGUCUUGAAUUUCUUGGAAUGGUAUUAGCUGAAUUAUGCUCUGAAGCUGUCACACUCGAGGGGUAUGACGUUUUUCAUAACAUCAUCCCUGGUAUACCAAAUUCGUGCAGUGUCACUGAAAACGAUGUGCUAAAUACACUAUUAUCGUUAUACACCACAAAUGGAAAAGUCUACUUUCCUAAUCGAGACCAAAUCCUGUUAUGUAAUGAGAAAACAACUAAAGAAGAGGUUACACUUUUCUUAAGACGGUGUAUCAGAAGUCAAGUAAAAAAACGACUGUAUUCUCUUGUCUAUGCCGACCGCCUACCAUUCGAUAUUGCAGAUGACGCAAUUAGUGAAUUACGUAGUCUCUGCACGGAAUCCAAAGAUUAUAAACUGGUUAUAAUAUCAGCUGAAGAGUAUGGAUCAAGUGCUAUGUCUAUCGCAUUUCAUAAGUAUCGCAUCGAACCUCCAACCAUUGAAUUGGAUGUUCUCAGGAAAAACGUUAAUGAAUUUCUACACAGCAUGGAUUCAGAAUCAGUCGGUCAGGUGAUAGACCCUGACAGGCGUUGUUUGCGAAUUGUGACAUCCUCUAGCCCAGGUCUUGGCAAAACUCUUGCAAUUCACCGACUUCUGGAGAACUACUGUUUGAAGAGAAACUAUGAAUUAUCCGAUGUAUAUUUGAAAAUACCAAUUAAUACAACCUUCAUUGAUCUAAACAGCAUUUCAAGUUCAUUGGUGAAACAUGUUAAAAAUCACGGUUACCAGGCAACGCCUAUGAUUUAUCAUUUCGAUAUUUCAGCAUCUGACUCGACAGUACAAGACAUUCUGUUCAGCUCCAUAUUACCCAGAAGCUUUUGCAUAUCACCACAAGAUAAUGUAGACGGACAAGUAAUAGAAGGUGGGCCUAACAUUGGUUUUGAUGACAAAACAUUCCACAGUGAACCCAUUCAAAGAGUGUACCAUCAUCUUAAAAUCUAUAAUACGAAGAAGGAAGAGCUCAAACAUUAUGAAUUCAAUCUCUCAAAGACCAGAGUUGGUGAUAAAAAAGACUGCAUGGAAGUACUUAUCAAGCAUUGUGGUGUCGAAAAUCCAAGUUGGACACAUAUUAACAUUUUCGUCAAGUUUAUGAACCACACUCUCUCUAAUUGGCAAACAAGUCCAUUUUGCGGCCUGGCAGCAUCAUCCGAUCUUCCUGGGUUGCGAUUGUUUGUUGUAACGUUCAUGGCGAUACAAGCAAAGAAUUAUGCAAGUCGUGGAAUGCAACUAUCCGAUGAAAGUUUUCAAGCAGGUCAAGAACAAGACAAAGAUCUACAAUGUUUUCAACUGAAACAAAAAUGGGAGAGCAGUGCUCAUCCAUACAUAUAUUUUAAUCAAGAUGGUGCUUCCAUUACUUUCCAUGGGAUGGUUAUCUACCUCGAUGGUUAUCUUCGAAACUCAACAGAUAAUAAACUUAUACCUGGUUUACAGAUGGACUUUUACCUACGCCAUGGUCUUAUUCUCAAUGGUGUUGAUGUGUUGCAAGACUUUGACUAUCUAUCGAGGUGUAAGAAGAUUGAACACAUCUACACUGUGAUGGGCAUGGAGGUAAAGAGUGACCCAGAUCCAACGUAUGAACUAACUACUGACAAUGUAUCAAAACUGCUGGAUAUUCUCAUGAAUUUCAGAUGUGACAUACCUGUAGUCAUAAUGGGAGACACUGGUACUGGAAAAACAAGAAUGGUCAAAUUCCUCUGUAAGAUGAUGGCUGGAAGAAGUGAUCAGUCAAACUUUCAUAUGGUGAAGAUUCAUGGAGGAACUACAAACGUUGACAUUGAAAAAAAAGUCUGGAAAGCUUCCCAAUCAGCAAAACAUAAUGAACACAAAAUUAAUGUCUUAUUUUUCGAUGAAGCAAAUUCAUGUGAAGCAGUUGGCUUGGUGGGAGAAAUCUUAAUAGACAGAACUGUGAGAGGAAAACCUAUUGAUACACCAAAUUUAAAAUUUGUUGCUGCAUGUAAUCCUUAUAGAAAACAUGGGGAUGCUGCAAUAAAACAAUUGGAAACUGCGGGGUUGGGUUUCACAGUAGACUCGGCAAAUGUGCAAGAAAAAUUGGGUCACGUGCCACUUCGACAUCUCGUAUAUCGUGUCCACCCACUGCCUAAAAGUAUGAUGCCAUUUAUCUGGGACUUUGGACAACUGAAUGCAGAGACAGAAAAAAAGUACAUUAGAAGCUUGGUCAAUAAUAAUGAAUACAUUCGACAUUUGAACAAAGUAACAAAGCAGCUGAUUUGCAACGUUCUUGCUAUGUCUCAAAUGUACAUGAAGCAACAAGAGGAAGAAUGCAAAUUUGCCAGUUUGAGAGACAUUAAACGAGUGAUAGAAGUGUUUGUCUGGUUCCAUCGAAAGUAUGAUCUUAUUAAAAAUGGAAUGGACAUCAAAGAGGCACAGCAUGUUUGGCAGCAUUCAAUGGAACCAGAAUCUCAGGUCCAUGAGACUGUUGAUCUCCAAUCUGAGAGUGGUGAUUCACUCUACGCUAACUGUGGCUCCAUAGAUGAAAACACGCUGAUAAGUGGAAAGGUUAGAGUGGCAGAAAGUUCUGGGGGAAUCAUUUCGACAGAAGAAAUCAAGAAAACCCGAAGAUGUUUGAUAUUAGCCAUAGGAGUGUGUUACCAUGCGUCAUUGAAGAACAGAAAAAAGUACAGGAAUUAUAUAUCUUGGAGUUUUGAAGAACAAUUCAAGCUGCCACAUGGUCCAGAUAGUAUACAUAGCGACAUAAUGUGGUGUCAAGAAUUGUUUAUGGAUGACGCAAAAGUGACUGACCACAUUGCAAAAAAUAAAAACCUAACAGAGAACGUAUUCAUGAUCGCAAUAUGCCUAGAACUAAGAAUACCUUUAUUCAUCAUUGGCAAACCUGGGAGUUCAAAAUCAUUAGCAAGAACUAUUAUUGACAAUACGAUGCAGUCUCCAUCAUCAGAUUCUAAGAUUUUCCAACAUUUGAAAAAGAUUCAGAUGUUUGUUUGUCAGUGUAGCCAGCAUUCAAGGCCGGAAGAUAUCAUAGAAACGUUUGACCAUGCAUCUACUUACCAAAAAGACCUAAACCUUGAUGAACAUAUUGGUGUGGUUUUACUUGACGAAGUAGGUCUGGCAGAGGAUUCACCCAAAAUGCCAUUGAAGACACUUCAUCCACUUCUGGAGACUGGAUCUAUUUAUGACGAAGUAACAAAAGAGGAACCUUACAAGAAAGUUGGAUUCAUCGGAUUAUCAAACUGGCCUCUUGACCCAGCCAAAAUGAACAGAGGAAUAACUGUAGUUACAGACGUUCCAGACACAAAUGAGUUGGUGAAAAGUGCAAGGUAUGAUGAUACUUAUUACAUCAGAACGAGCAGUAUCAAAUCUAUCUGUGGUUCAUUAAAACUGGUCGAUGGCUUACUUGAACCCAUAUCCAAGGCAUAUAAAAAGAUAUUUGAUAAAUGUUUAGAAAUAAGAGAAUACUUUGGUUUGCGAGACUUUUACAGCCUUAUUAAAAUGGUUCACACUUUCUGUCUGCAACAAGACGAAGUGCCAUCUUGGAAUGUAUUGAAACAUUUUGUUUUGCGCAAUUUUGAUGGUCAUGACCAGAUUAAUCCGGAAGAAACAUUCAAGGAGUAUUGUGAGAAGCACUGUUCUAAAAAUAGAUCUGAUGAAAGUGCUAUCCACUGUACAGUGAUGGGACUAGUAAAAUCAAACCUGGAUAGUGAUGGCUCAACAGGGGAAAACAGAUACCUUCUCCUAAUGACAAAAAACAAUGCAGCCUACAAAAUAAUACGAUGCAAUAAAAUAAAUGGUACGCCACUAUUGAAUGAGAGAAAAAUAUUGGUAAUCUAUGGCAGUAAGUUUAAAGCAGAUCAGGAAUAUUCACAGAUUUGUAAAAACGUCAUGAGACUGAAGUACGCUAUGGAAAAUGGGGAAACAGUGGUGCUAAUCAAGGCAGAAAAUGUAUAUGAAAGUUUAUAUGAUGUGAUGAACCAGUACUAUUUGAAAUCAGGUGAUUAUUGUUAUGUGCGCUUGGGACUGGGAACCCAUCGAUUCAGCUGCAAUGUCAGCAAAGAAUUCAGAUUGAUUGUAGUUGCAGAGAAAGAUACUGCUUUGAAGAAAUAUCCAAUACCAUUAAUGAACCGGCUAGAGAAACACUAUCUAGCUAUGGAAAGCGUUUUGUCAAACAAGCAAAAUAUACAGGUGGAACACCACAAGCAGUGGCUCAACAACUACGUCGAAAGUGGCCAACCGGUAUCUCGUUUUACAAGAUUACAUUCAAAACCGUCUUCCUUUGCCGUAUCCGAAGUAGUAGUUGGUUAUAAUGAAGACACUGUUGCUACAUUAGUAUAUGAUGUUGAUGAAAAUACCCAUUCCGAUAAUGAAAAUACCGAUGUAGAUGCUCAUAAUAAUUCAAAAAUCAUUCAGGUGAAGACAACAAUUAUUCACUGCACUACGCCAGACUCGGUAAUUCGUUACGUUACAGCAGCCUCAAGUGAUGAUUAUAAGUGGGCAAUUGAUGAGUAUUUCAGAGAUAUGCGUCACGCAUCACUGUCACAUUGUAUUGAUACAACGUUUACAGGUGUGUCCUUACCACAUGGUCUCCUGUAUUUGGUGACUACGCACGGAAAGUUAUUAUCAGACACGUCUUCCUUUAAGACAGCAAGUGAAGUCUACAUGGUGACUCUUCAACAAUUUAAAUCAGAACAACAUUUCAGAAAUGUAUUAAGAGAUUUCUAUGGACGUACCUGUGAUAGAGACACACUCUUGGUUAUACAGUCAGUUGCGGGUCAAAAGUUCAACGAUAUGAUAUCAUUCGCAAUGUAUCUUAUUGAAGACGAACGCAACAAGAUUAAAUCAAGCGUAAACCAUCACGUGGCCUUUGUUGUACAACUGCCUAGAACAUCCGGCAACCAAUUUCAGGGAUUUUGGAUCUCGCCAUGGUAUUCGAUUCAUAUUGAUGACGUAAACACUCCGUCUGCAGUAUAUGAUGUUCAGUCAGUCAGGAGGAGGCCAAUGAGUGACGUAAUUCGCGAUAGUCUGCUGUGUAAUACGACGGCAAUAUUACGCAUGUCAAUUCAUAAUUCUACUAAACGACUUGAAGACCAUUGGAAAGAUGAUACAACUGGAGGACAGCCAUAUGCUACAAGAAGAAUAAAGAUUCUUAAAAAAAUUCUAUUUGGGUCAAUGCAACCAGGUCAAAGAACAUACGCGACAGUCUUCAAAAAGAGAAUAUACCCAUUGCUGCAAACACGAGAUGGUGGGCUAGAUGAUAAUGGGAGACGAUGGUGUGAACAGAUUGCAAGAGACCAUGGGCGUUUGAGAGAUUCUGGGUCGUUCAGAUCUGCUCUUGAGAAUAGAUUGAUUGAAGUAGUGGCACCUAUACAGGCUGAGUUGUUAUCAAUACUGGACAAGAAUGGAGGACUCGACUUCAUUGGAGAUUAUCCUCCUGAAAGCUGGAUACAUAAAUUUGCAAUGGAUAUAUUUGAAGAUAAUCGUAUUAUUAUUUUCAACUACAACAACUUCCUGACUGCCGAAAGGCGAUUUCGAGAUACAGUCUUAGUAAUGCAUGAUUGUUCCUCAAAUACCAUGAUGUGGAAGCUUCCGUUUUCAUGGUUAAUAUUUAAACAAUUAGAAACCUCUUUAUCCGCCGUUGAAACAUUGACAGAUGACGCUAUUGAAAGAAGUUACCAGCUUUGGAAGACUGUAGAUAGCUCCCCAUUAGGAAGUAUUAUUCAGCGAGCUUUUGAUAAUGGAUGUGAGCAAGAACUAUUUCGAUUUUAUCUCAAUGAUUUUGUACACCUUGUGUACAAGGGAAGGUCCCCAGACGAAGUUGAGAUGGCCUGUCAAUGUAUUUCCUCCGCUAUCGAAGAGAUGAGAAAUGAUCAUACCGAGAUGAAUGUCACGUUGGCGCAUAUACAUAUUGCCUACCACCGUAUCAAAGAACGACUGCAUUGCAUGGCUCAGUUGAUAAAACUAUUUCCGGAAAUGCUUCCCACAAUAUCAAAACGUAAUAUGGAGGAUGAAAUGAUUGCCGAUAUUUUAACAUUUCAAUAUGCAGUAAAUACUUUGAAACCAACUUCUAAAGAGCAAUUGAAGAAUGACGACUAUUUACGCAAUUGGUUAUGUAUACUGGUACCUGAGGUUGCCAAGAUUAAUGACCAGUUACGUGUAUUACAACAUCUUUUUGGUACACAGAGUAUGAGACUAUAUAACCAGUGCAGACAAUCCUGGAUCAACAUAACAAUGGUUCGAAUGUUUUUGGACAACGUUUCUCAGGAAUUCAACACUCUGAAGAAAGAUAUUGAAUAUGUGAUGAUAUACUACAAUGCUAUUGAAAAUGAUACAAUUACAAAAUGGGACCAUUUGAAAAGAGUAGAAGGACUACUUAACACAUGUAACAAGAAUGCAGUAAAAGAAAUUCUUGGUGAGCGUAUAGAGUCGCACAGAUCUUACAGACGACGACUCACUAACUUCUUUUUGGAGUUCUUGAACAUGUUUUACCUUAAUCCCGAAUAUCCAUGUAGUUCGGAUAACGACGUUCGUAGCCAUUUAUUCAGUUAUGUAUUAUUGAAAGAAGCGAGUGGAACAAAGUCAUUCACGCCGUUUGCUGUAGCAGAUACAGACUCUUCCCCGGUGGUACAAGAUAGGAACUUGAAUCCAUUUGUGCUUGCUGGAAGAACUUACCGAUAUUUAACGGAGGUAUUCACAAUGUUCAACCAUGACGGUGAUACAUCUAAAGCAUUUGACAAUCUUCAGCCUCUUGAAGAUACAAUUGUCGAAACCACAGGGCUAAAGAAGACGACCAUAGAAUUCUUCAACAAAGUGAGUGACGCGCUUUUAGUUUCUUGCAAAGACUAUUGUGACCGGAAAGAUCUACUGUAUGCAGUUAUUCAUCUAUUAUCCAUCCUGUGUGUUUCAAAAGAUUCAGAUUGUUUGAAAACUCUGUGGUUACUCGUGAAUUCCCCCAGCUGUAUGCAGGAAAGUUUUCUGCCAACUAUGCCAGAUGAUGACCUGUAUGAUGUUCAGCAAAUAAUGGAAGGAUUACAAUGGUAUAAGUGCCGCAAUGGACACCCGUAUGCAAUUGGAGAAUGUGGAAGGCCAUGGGACAUCGGGGAGUGUAAUAUAUGUGGCGUUGUUAUAGGAGGGCAGCUUCAUAUGUUAUUUCCCGAUAACACAAAGGCAAACGUUGCUAAAAGAAAACUCAAUGGUCACAUACUUGGAAAUGCGUCAGGAAGAAAGGAAGAACAUCCAUCACCUCUAAGAGAUAUGCUUUCUGUCUCUGUUGCGGUAAUUCGUUUUUUAACGCAUAGUGCCAUUUUAAUUGGUAACUGUUGUAAUCCCGAGGAUGUAUCGAAUCUGAUACACACUGAAAAUCCGAUUGUUGGGUGCAUGGACACCUUUCUUUGGGAACACCUUGAGAAAGACGUGGACCUCUUGGCAACAUCUCUCGGAAGAAGUAUAGAUGAUGCCAUGCUUGUUCUGCAUCUUGUUAUAAAGUUUGCUCUCCGGAAUACAGUUGAGAAAAAUGCACCUAAUAUAGACUAUGCAUUGCCAACUAAGAAUGACAGAAAAACAUGGGAAUCAUACAUUGCAAGGGAAAUAAUUAACCCGUUACAUGAGAAUGUUGAAAUGGAAUUGAAGAAAGCACACAAGCUGAUAAUUGAAGAUGCAUCGGAAGAUAAGCAGUCAUUAGUGCAAGAAAUAUAUGAAUUGGACCAUACUCCAACUUCAGAUUUAAGUCAAUCUGUUUACAAGAUCCCAGAGUUAUGGCGUUACAUUCCAGGAUUUUCUUUAGAAAAUAUUGGUGUGAUGUUGCAAAUGACACAGACCAGAGAUAGCAAAGCUGAAUCAACAAACCCUAUACUAUGCAAAUUUAUUAAUGAGGAGUGUCGUCUACGUGCUGUCCAAUAUCUUCCUGACAUCAUUGACCUGUACAAAGAAUUGAAGAGCAUGUUUCAUCUGCGCAUUUCAACAAAAGAAGCUGAUGACCAAACAAUUUCACAAUUUGUUGACACAUUAAACGAUAACACUGAGUUGACAAAAAAUGUAAACAGCUUUUUCAGGGCAUGGACUUUAUUAAAACCGUACAUCUUCAGUAACACACUUGGACGACCUUUGCCGCGUAAUUAUCACACUGAGAACAUAUCUCUGGAAGACACACCUCUAUCUAUGUUGAUUCCAUCACGAAGGGGAAGAGGAGCAUGUUUCCUAUCCUUGGUUGACGCAUUGGUUACUGUACACAAUAGUUUUCUUGGCUACUGUACUUCGAUUAAUCCUUCAUUGGUGAGUUCAGAGAAAACUGACCUGACCAGCGUCACAUCAGCACAUAUUGUUGCCUAUGACUACAGAAAAGAUUUAGAGCCAUUAAUAAUGUCACAUUGUGAUUACGAAGUGGUUGCAGAUGAACAAGCAAAAAUGCGAUGUGACUUCACUGCGUUGGAAAGACAACUUGUCGUUAGAUACAUCCAGGGAAAAUGUAAAAUCACGGAAAAGAAUCUGGAGUUCACUUACAUUAACGAGGUAUGCGGAAGGAUGACUUUCGCUAAAGUACGCCAGUUGAUUCCACAGUUACCCAUCUCACUUGAAGUACAACGCCUUAUUAUACGUGAAUGCCGACACGAACACGGGUUACCCGAAAUCAGAAGCUCCCUUGCAGCAAUUGAUACGGCAAUUGGAUUUCUGAAGUCAUUUGGUGGAAAUAAAGAUGUCCCCAUUCAUAAGUACUUACAAGAUGUUCUGUUGUUUACAGAGCAACAAGGAAUAACUGUGGAACAAGUGAAAAUAAGCUGUACCUUAGAGCAUAUUCUGUCAAUCUGGCAGGUACUCUCUGUAGAAAGACUUAACCAGCAAAUGAUUGCAAGCCAGGCAAACCAGCACACCGAUGUCUUUGAAGAUGUUGAAGAUGAAUUCAAAGAGCCACUACUCACUGGGAUUAAGGUGUCAGAGAUUAUAUUGGACACAGACAUUUAUAUAUUGGUGUAUGAACUAUUUGAAUUCAUUAAGUUGGAAAUAUCACAUGGCAAACAAACAGAUAUUCAACCUGAAGAUCCGCUAGCUGGUCGUUUUGAAAAUUUCUGUGCAGAAAAGAACAUUAAAAUCCCGAGUGUAGACCGCCUUCCUGAUGUCAUUUUGAUGAAGCACGUCACUGAACUAUGGCACGCAGUCAACAAACAACACGCACGCCUAGAGCAAAGGAAACUGUAAAAUUAUGUAAUUGUAACUGUAAUUUCAGUAUUACUAGCGCUUUUGCAUAUUUUACAUAUAUUUAGAAAAAAGGUAGUAUCCAUAUGAAAUUUCAUGAUUAUAGUUAUCCCAAUAUAUCGUUUAUAAAAUUCAUGAUGAAUCUUGAAAUGUUUUUUUAACCUUAGGUAUGUAUGUUUAUUUCAAGUAAAAUAGUUAUAUGAUCCAGACAAAGUAUAUUUGACCACCAAUUAAGUACUACUGAUUAUUUGGUUUAGUAUAUUUGUUAACGAUGUAAAGAC